Camponotus floridanus (Florida carpenter ant) is the source of this 8202-nucleotide messenger RNA. It is a transcript of the gene Usp7, whose product is annotated as ubiquitin carboxyl-terminal hydrolase 7. Bases 884 to 4690 code for a protein of 1268 amino acids. NCBI's taxonomy places the organism in Eukaryota, Metazoa, Arthropoda, Insecta, Hymenoptera, Formicidae. The record is from RefSeq and is a predicted model, not a curated record. Gene Ontology annotation, cellular component: cytosol; nucleus. The transcript is spliced from 18 exons. Gene Ontology annotation, biological process: protein deubiquitination; regulation of protein stability. Gene Ontology annotation, molecular function: protein binding; cysteine-type endopeptidase activity; cysteine-type deubiquitinase activity.
UGUGCGAUUGGAGCAUUUUGGUAACGAGCGCAACCGCUCCGCCGCACUCGCCGCCAUUUUGUUUAUUUUCGCGUGACGGAGAAAGAUCCGCGAGCGACGAUCACGACGUACGGGAUCGGCUCGCGCGCAUUCGUUCGUGCUCGUCGAGGCAACGUCCAGCACCAAGGAGGCUGGAGAGAAAGAAAGAGAGAGAAAGAAAAAGGGAAGCCGUUGGAGGGCACCAGGUGAAAGCUCGUGGUCGCGAAGUCGCGGGUGAGUCGAUCGAGAGAAUCGGAAUCAAGCGCGAUCGAGAUCCGUGCGUGACACCCGACGUGAGGGGAGAGCGAAGCGAACGAGCGAGCUAACGCGGAGCGAAUCUUCGUCGAUCGCGAGCAUCAUCGUCCAUCGUCGUAUCACGACGACGCGGUGGUCGGCAUCCCGCGAUUACCCCGCCGAGGGCCGGUCAAACGGCGUAGCCAGAACCGUUCUUCGCGGAUCGGCUGUGCGCGCGCGGGAGGGGGGAGGUCGGUGCGCGAGGCGCCGGAACGAGACGACGGCUGCCGCCACUAAUACCAUCGCCAUCAGUCACCACUACUACUAGCGGUCGCAGCAGCACCAUCCGCUACAACUGCAGCCACUACUGCUACUGCUCCUACUAGCUCCACCAGCAGCACCAGCACCAUCAUCGUUCCUAUCAUCGUCGCGGACGUCUCCGUCGCCGUCGUCGCUCCUACCACCGCCGCGAAGGUAGCCGCGAUCGUAGCCGUGGCGACAUUCGGGGGAACGUGAAAAAGAGAGUACGUGUACGGGUAGUACGGGUACUCGAGUCGCGGACCUAGCGAUUUAAUAACACACAGGGUGGAAUAUAUGCUGUGGGCGUCCCCCGUGCGAGUGGGGGCACUUGAUGGCCGCAGAAAUUGGGCGAACUGCGAGCAAACAUCUAUCGUCGGAGUGCGGUAAAGCGACGUCGCUGUCGAGUCCCGGUAGCGACGUGAGCUUGGACAGCAGCCGGGUGACCGUAGGAACAGAGCAACGGCAAUCGUCGCCGCCGCCGCCGCCACCGCCGCCACCGCCGCCGCCACCGCAGCAGCAGCAGCAGCAGCAGCAACAGCAAUAUCCACAACAUCGUACAUCAUCGGCCACGGUACAUCAGGUGAAGAAAGCACUCGCUAAGACGACGACGACGACGAUAACGACAACGACAACUCCGCCUUGUCGGAAUCGCUCAUCGCUCGCGACCGCGCAACCAGCAGCGGACAACAAUCAACAACAGCAGCAGGCACCGAUCAACGCGGACAACGUAACCUCGACGGCGGAGGCCGUCACCGAGGUACCCGGCGCCAUCAAGACGACCAUCAACAUCGGCUUCGCGAUGAACCACGUAAACGACCAGGAGAAUCUCAAGCAGCUCAGCCUCGCACCCGUUCAAGUUAACGAGGUCGAGGAGAUGGACACGCAGGAGGAAACUCCAAACGAUGGUGGGGGGGACGGAACAGACAAUCGUCCUAUAAAUGGUGAACCAGAAUUAGCGUGUAUAGUUCAGGAUCAAGAGAUGGAAGAAGAUGAGGCUCGAUCCGAAGCAACUUUUCGAUAUACUGUAGAGAAUGUAUCCAAGAUGAAAGACUCACAAUUGUCACCUGCGUGUUAUGUUCGCAAUUUACCAUGGAAAAUAAUGGUAAUGCCACGAUCAAGUCAGACACAAGAGAGGCAACCGCAGAGAUCGCUUGGAUUUUUCCUUCAGUGUAAUGGAGAGAGUGAAUCAACAUCAUGGAGUUGUUAUGCUGUUGCUGAAUUACGUCUUCUUUCGUGUAAAGAAGGACAUGAGCUAUUUAGCAGAAAAAUUCAACAUCUUUUCUAUAGUAAAGAGAAUGAUUGGGGCUUUAGCCAUUUCAUGACAUGGCAGGACGUUUUAGAUCCUGAUAAAGGUUUUAUCAAAGAUGAUUCAAUCACGCUUGAGGUUCAUGUAGUAGCUGAUGCACCUCACGGAGUCAGUUGGGACAGUAAAAAACAUACAGGGUAUGUAGGAUUGAAGAACCAAGGUGCUACAUGUUACAUGAAUUCUUUACUACAAACUCUGUAUUUUACAAAUCAGUUACGCAAAGCAGUGUAUAAAAUGCCAACAGAAAGCGAUGAUUCGAGUAAGAGUGUUGCACUGGCCUUGCAGAGGGUUUUUCAUGAAUUACAGUUUUCUGACAAACCUGUCGGUACAAAGAAAUUAACUAAAAGUUUUGGAUGGGAAACACUGGAUUCUUUCAUGCAACACGAUGUCCAGGAAUUUUUACGUGUGCUAUUAGAUAAGUUGGAGAGCAAAAUGAAAGGAACAUGUGUGGAAGGUACAGUGCCAAAAUUGUUUGAGGGAAAAAUGGUCUCUUUUAUUAAAUGUAAAAACAUAGACUACAAAUCCACAAGAGUUGAAACAUUUUAUGACAUACAGUUAAAUAUAAAGGGCAAGAAGAACAUUUACGAGUCUUUUAGCGAUUAUGUGAGUACAGAAAGUCUUGACGGCGAUAAUAAAUAUGACGCGGGAGAGCACGGAUUACAAGAAGCAGAAAAAGGUGUAAUCUUUUCCUCAUUUCCACCAGUUUUACAUCUACAUUUAAUGCGUUUUCAAUAUGAUCCAGUUACAGAUUGUUCUGUCAAAUUUAACGACAGGUUUGAAUUUUAUGAAAAGAUUAGUCUUGGCAAAUAUCUGCAAAACAAAGAAGCAACAAGUGCAGAUUACACAUUACAUGCUGUUUUAGUCCAUAGUGGUGACAAUCAUGGUGGACAUUAUGUUGUAUUUAUUAAUCCUGCUGGUGAUGGCAAGUGGUGCAAAUUCGACGAUGAUGUUGUCUCGCGAUGUACAAAGCAGGAAGCUAUCGAACACAACUACGGUGGUCAAGACGAGGAUAUGUCUAUGGCUGUGAAACAUUGCACUAACGCUUAUAUGCUGGUUUACAUAAGGAAUUCAGAGCUGGAAAACGUUUUACAAGAAGUCAAGGAAGAGGAUAUACCUCAAGAGCUGGUGGAGAGGCUGCAAGAGGAGAAGAGGCUGGAACAGAUAAGAAGAAAGGAAAGAACGGAGGCAUACUUGUACAUGACCGUCAAUGUCCUUCUCGAGGAUAGCUUUGACGGUCACCAAGGGAAUGAUCUCUACGACCCAGAGCACGCUUUAUAUCGUGUAUUUCGCGUACGUAAGCAGGCCACUGUGCACGAGUUUCUUGAACUACUGAGUGAUAGUUUGAAAUAUCCGAUAGAACAGAUUCGUAUUUGGCCGUUCAGUCAGCGUUCGAAUCAAACCUGCAGACCUACAUUAAUUGAGCCGGAUGCUGAUCUUCAAAAACCUAUCAUUGAUUGCGCGGAAAAUCACAAUCCAUGGAAUGUAUUCGUUGAACUUGUCCCUCCGGAUUCUGACAUGACAGCAUUACCGCCUUUCGACAAGGACACCGAUGUUUUACUCUUUUUUAAACUUUAUGAUCCCAAAAAUAAGAAAAUCCAUUAUUGUGGUCACCAUUAUAUGCCUGUUGUAGCCAAAGUCCAGGAGCUCAUACCAAUUUUAAACGAACGCGCGGGAUUUCCACCAGACACAGAACUUGCUUUAUAUGAGGAAAUUAAACCAAAUCUAGUUGAGAAAAUAGACAAUCUAACAGAACCCUUGGAAAAAGUAUUGGAGGAAUUAAUGGACGGUGACAUAAUUGUAUUUCAGAAGGAAGGAGAUAAUGAGAUGUAUGAACUUCCAACAUGUCGAGAAUAUUUUAAAGAUCUAUUCUAUAGGGUAGAAGUAACAUUUUGUGAUAAAACGAUUCCCAACGAUCCAGGUUUUACGAUGGAACUUUCGCUAAGAAUGACGUACGAUCAAAUGGCGAAGGCUGUAGCACAACGAGUUGGCACAGAUCCAUAUCUUUUACAAUUCUUUAAAUGUCAAAAUUAUAAAGAUUCUCCUGGCCAUCCUUUAAAAUGUACAUUUGAAGGCACGCUCAAAGAAUUGGUUUCGUAUUGCAAGUCAAAAAUAAAGAAAUUAUUUUAUCAACAGCUCAGUAUUAGAGUGAACGAGCUAGAAAACAAAAAACAAUUUAAGUGCAUAUGGGUCGGCCCAUCACUUAAGGAAGAGAAGGAGAUUAUACUUUACCCGAAUAAAAACGGUACUGUUGCCACUCUGCUCGAGGAGGCUAAAAAGCAAGUAGAAUUAUCAGAAAACGGAUCGGGAAAACUAAGGAUAUUAGAAAUAAAUUGCAACAAGCUAUUACCUGGCCCCGGAGACGAUGUACCUUUAGAUAACUUAAACUCAUCAGGCACCAAGCUAUAUAGGAUAGAAGAAAUUCCGAAUGACGAAUUGCAUCUAGCAGAGGGCGAACUACUGGUUCCUGUUGCGCAUUUUCACAAAGACGUUUUCUCAACGUUCGGUAUACCCUUUUUCUUCAAAAUCAAGAAUGGUGAACCCUUUCCAAAAAUGAAGGAUAGAUUGCUAAAGAAAUUAGGAGUUCAAGAAAAAGAAUUCGAAAAGUUUAAGUUCGCGGUGGUGUCCAUGGGCAAGCCACAGUUCAUUAUCGACUCGCCGGACUAUUGUAUCAAAAUCGACGAUUUCCUUCCUAGAUUUUCCGGUCAGAUUUAUCCACUUUUAAACGCAGGCACAUCGCCACACAGGCCUUGGCUUGGCCUGGAACAUGUCAACAAAGCGCCAAAGCGCUCUCGUAUCAACUACCUCGAAAAGGCCAUUAAGAUUUACAAUUAAAUUUCCACCACACGAAGAAGAAAUUAAAUUAGGCAGCCACUCAUAAUAAUUUAUAUACGACUCUGUAUAGUAAGAGAGCGACGUCUGAUAUACUAAAGGUUGGAAAAUGCGUUUAUGUAUUCAUUUCCUCAGCCAGAUUAAAACUAUGCAAUUUUAAUACUACGAGAAUGAUCGGAAGGUAAAUUCAAGCUUUGUAUACGAUGGAUUAUAAGAGACUAUCGUGAAAUGUGCAGUGCUAUUUUAUGCAUCAUGGAAGAACGAUAAAAUAGUUCCUCGAUUCGAAUUUGUAAAAGUAUUAUUGAUCCGAUACUUGCUUUGACGUCACUCAGUAUGAAUUUUCGCCUAGACUUCGAGAAUAUUUGAUUAUAAAGUGCACAUACAUUGUACCUAAUAUUAUUGUGUCUCUAAUCAUUCUCUCUAAUAAACAAUUUCCUUCUUUUUUUUUAAUUUUAUUAGGAAAACGUGACUUUUGUGUGAGAAAUAUUCCGGCUUUUAUCCUAUCACGUAAAAUUUGUAUAUAAUUGUUAUAUCCCAAAAGGGGUACCAUAUUAUGUUCUGCAUGAUGUAACAUCUAACACUCGUAACAUAUUAUUGGCAUCAAGAAAGAUUGCCUACACACUCCUCUUUUAUGCCUUGUAUCUGUAUUCAGGAUAUUCGAAAUGUGGGACUUGCCAUUAAUAUUGCGCUAAAAAAAGGACAAUGUCACAUUUAGUUUUAUUAGUAAAUUAAAUUCGUGACGCAAAGUAGACUCAUAAAAAUUCUAACAUUUUAAGGCGAAUCUAUUUCAUUGAUUCGAAAUAUUAAAAAAUUCAAACUUUUUCUCUUGUAUCUUUUUCAUAUUUUCGAAUAAAGAAUUUUUAUUUCAUGUCGCCUUAUAACAAGAAUAGAAGAAGAUAGAAAGUGCGUAAGCAAAAUUUCUAAGUUGUCUUUCCUAGAAUAUGUUUUUUUCCGUUCGAGCGUAUUUUUUGUGUGUUUUAUCUUGUAUAUUUUUUUUACAAAUUGUGUAAUGAUACGUAAAAUGCAAAUAUAAAAGGAUAUACAGAUAAAGCAAGAAAUCGACGAAACGAUUAAUGCUUAAUCUAGAUGAAAAGAUUCUUGGCGAGGUGCAAACGCUAGUUUAAGCAUAUAAUAAUGUAUUCGAAAUUUUUUUCUUUUCUUUAUUUACAGUAUGAACAGAAUAAUCGCUCCGUUUUUGAGAAACAAUGUGUAGAAAAUAACGACUUAAUCAUCAAGAAAUCGUCAUAUUCUCUUAAUUUGAUUAUAAAUUAGUAGUUUUUAUUUUUCAUUUCAUAUUUAAUUUAUAAAAUACGAUAAAAGUAGAUAUUUCGCGCAGAGUUACUUUUAAAAGUAACUCACGUGUUGCGCAAGAGUUCUGCUAUUGCAAAUAUUCUUAUUUAUCAUUUUCUACACCUUACUGUGAUCAAUUCAAUUUAGCCAACAUGUAUUUAAACACUACACCGCCGCCUCUCGAAUAUUUGAAAUAGCAUAAUUGUAAAUGUCAAAGAAAGGGGGAAUACUGAGCUUUUUACGUGUGCAUUAUUUAAUAAAUUUCUUUUUAUGUUAAGAAGCUGUUUAUUACUUAUAAGUUUUUAAGAGAUCUAUAAGUUUUAGAAAUAUAGGUUUAAGCUAUAUUAUUUUGAAUGUUUAAAUUUUUGAAGAAUUGCAGAUCUCACUUGAAAGUCGUAAUAAAAUCUUAAUGUGUCCAAAGUGCAAAGCAAAAUUUGCGUUUUGUGAAGUGACAAAAUGAUAUGCCAACAUACACACGUAUGUAUAUGAAUUGCUAAAAUGUUUCAAUAUAUUUACACGUCAAUUCAGAAUAUUUUGCGUGUGUGUGUGUUUUUUACUUGAUUAAUUAAUAAUAAUAUUGAAAGAGAAAUCUGUGUGACGCGUAAUAGUUUUUAAUGAAGAUUGAAUGCAUGAGUUAAAUCACAACAUGAUAUUUUGUAAAAAAGAAAAAAGAAAUUAAAUGUGAUUGUACAGACCGUAUUGUUUGAUGGCAUAUAUGAAAAGAAUCGUACUUUUAAUAUAAUGCAUCUAAAAAAAAACAAUUUCAAAUUACACUCUAAAGACACAUCAAGUGUGUUUUGCUUUCUGUAUUUCUGUUUUUAUUUAAAUUCGUUUGUAAUAAUUAAAUAGCAUGCUUAUUAAAUUCUUGUCAAGCCGAAUACAAGAGAGAUAAAGAAAGCAAAAGAAAGAAAGAGAGAGUGCGGCAUUUACAAUAAAAAUUUAAAUCGAAUUGUUUAAAGAAACAUAAAAGCAUCAUUACAAAUCUGAUUGCCAAAAAGAUAUUUCAUUCAAGCAAAUCGAGUAUCUUUUGUACGCCUAAAGAUUGGUGUUUGCGAUAUCGUAACAUCAUGAUUGCAUAUGUUCAUGAAUGCAUUUUUUCUUUAUAGCGCAGUUCCUUCUAGAUGAGCAGCAAAACUGAUUAUUUUACAGAAGAUCUCUGCCGAAUACAGGCGAUAAUGAUAUUUUAUAUAAUCUGCAAAAAGAGAAAAAAGGGGACGAAACAUAUUUUCUCCUAAAGAUUCCAAUUAUAUAACAUAAUGUAAUAGGAAAUCAUGAAAAGAAUCACAUUUUAUUAUGUAUACAUAUGUAUAAAUUUCGUUACUAAGUAAUACUAAUGGCAAUCUUUCUCUUGAAAUUAUACAUGGUACAAGAGACAGCAAUUAAUAAUAAAAAAACCUGUACUUUUUGUAAGGAAGAGCAGAGAUCAUAUAGUCUGUUUGAUGAGAUCGCGUUUAAGUUAUUAAUUGUACUAUUGACAUCAUCCGUGGCGCGCGAUUGUAAUGAACGAUACGCCGAGGAAGAAAAUAAGUUGAGACAUGUGGCAUAUGAUCGCUUAUAAUAGAUUAUAUACCAGAUACUUUUGCGUUUUUGUAGAGCUGACUUUAUAAAAGAAAUUGCUCACACAACUGCGAUUGUAUAAAUUUGAACAUUUGAUAGUUCAUUUCUCUAAGUAAGCGAGAUAAAUGCGAGAUACAGAUAUGCGUAAAAAAAAGAACGAUAAUAAAAGCAAUACAAAUGAACGCGUCAUUAUUUUCAAUAUUACAUUUGUUACGUGUAUUACGAAGAUAUUUCUUCCUCUGUUUGUAUCUAUGAGAUAAUACGUAUAAUGUCGGACUAAUAUAUAAGAAUAAUUCAACGUAUGAUAAUGUGAAAUAGUGAAAGAACAACGAAGUUGAGUUUACAGGGUAACGGUUGAUUAAGAACAGAGACAUUGAUUAUGAAUAGAAGAAUUCGACUAUAUGGUCCUAGUUUGUGUGCUAAAUAAAUUCGAAUAUAUCUAACUUUUAUGUUAAUAAGUUGGCGAAAAAAUAUGUUUUGAAACUUUUGCAACUGCAAAGAGCACUAUUGCAUAAGCAAGCGUAUCAUUAAUUCGAUUUUCUCUAACAUUAGAUUGGGAAUUCUCCCAUGAUCGCACGGUUGUUUUCGCUUGAAUAUCGCGUUGUCAUUCUAUAAUUCAUAAUAAAAAGGGCACAUUAAGAAAUUAAAUGCGUCAUCAUGCAGAUGUA